AUGCCACCCAACAGGCCACCAACCACCCAGCAACCACCCAACAGGCCACCAACCACCCAGCAACCACCCAGCAACCACCCAGCAACCAAACAACCAACCACCCAGCAACCACCCACCAACCACCCAGCAACCAAACAACCAACCACCCAGCAACCACCCAGCAACCACCCAGCAACCACCCACAAACAACCAACCACCCAGCAACCAAACAACCAACCACACAGCAACCAAACAACCAACCACCCAGCGACCAAACAAUCAACCACCCAGCAACCACCCAGCAACCAAACAAUCAACCACCCAGCAACCACCCAGCAACCAACCACAAACAACCAACCACCCAGCAACCACCCAACAGGCCACCAACCACCCAGCAACCACCCAGCAACCAACCACAAACAACCAACCACCCAGCAACCACCCAACAGGCCACCAACCACCCAGCAACCACCCAGCAACCACCCAGCAACCAACCACAAACAACCAACCACCCAGCAACCACCCAACAGGCCACCAACCACCCAGCAACCACCCAGAAACCACCCAACAGGACAUCAACCACCCAGCAACAACCCAGCAACCACCCAACAGGCCACCAACCACCCAGCAACCACCCAGCAACCACCCAACAGGCCACCAACCACCCAGCAACCACCCAACAGGCCACCAACCACCCAGCAACCAAACAACCAACCACCCAGCAACCAAACAACCAUCAACCACCCAGCAACCAAACAACCAACCACCCAGCAACCAAACAACCAACCACCCAUAGACGCUGGAGGAUACGCUGGAGGAAGAUACGCUGGAGGAAGAUACGCUGGAGGAAGAUACGCUGGAGGAGGAUACGCUGGAGGAGGAUACGCUGGAGGAGGAUACGGUGGAGGAGGAGACGCUGGAGGAGGAGACGCUGGAGGAGGAGACGCUGGAGGAGGAGACGCUGGAGUAGGAUACGCUGUAGGAGGAUACGCUGAAGGAGGAUACGCUGGAGGAGGAGACGCUGGAGGAUACGCUGGAGGAGGAUACGCUGGAGGAGGAUACGCUGGAGGAGGAUACGCUGGAGGAGGAGACGCUGAAGGAGGAUACGCUGGAGGAGGAUACGCUGGAGGAGGAUACGCUGGAGGGUGGAGGAUACGCUGGAGGAGGAUACGCUGGAGGAGGAUACGCUGGAGGAGGAUACGCUGGAGGAGGAUACGCUGGAGGAGACGCUGGAGGAGGAUACACUGGAGGAAAAAUACGCUGAAGGAGGAUACGCUGAAGGAGGAUACGCUGGAGGAGGAGACGCUGGAGGAGGAAACGCUGGAGGAGAAUACGCUGAAGGAGGAUACGCUGAAGGAGGAUACACUGGAGGAGGAGACGCUGGAGGAGGAGACGCUGGAGAAGGAAACGCUGGAGAAGGAAACGCUGAAGGAGGAUACGCUGGAGGAGGAUACGCUGGAGGAGGAUACGCUGGAGGAGAUGUACUCUGUCAGGGAGCUACCCUCUCAGUACUCUGUCAGGGAGCUACCCUCUCAGUACUCUGUCAGGGAGCUACCCUCUCAGUACUCUGUCAGGGAGCUACCCUCUCAGUACUCCGUCAGGGAGCUACCCUCUCAGUACUCUGUCAGGGAGCUACCCUCUCAGUACUCUGUCAGGGAGUUACCCUCUCAGUACUCUGUCAGGAAGAUACCCUCUCACUACUCUGUCAGGGAGCUACCCUCUCAGUACUCUGUCAGGGAGCUACCCUCUCACUACUCUGUCAGGGAGCUACCCUCUCAGUACUCUGUCAGGGAGCUACUCUCUCAGUACUCUGUCAGGGAGCUACCCUCUCAGUACUCUGUCAGGGAGCUACCCUCUCAGUACUCUGUCAGGGAGCUACCCUCUCAGUACUCUGUCAGGGAGCUACCCUCUCAGUACUCUGUCAGGGAGCUACCCUCUCAGUACUCUGUCAGGGAGCUACCCUCUCACUACUCUGUCAGGGAGCUACCCUCUCAGUACUCUGUCAGGGAGCUACCCUCUCAGUACUCUGUCAGGGAGCUACCCUCUCACUACUCUGUCAGGGAGCUACCCUCUCAGUACUCUGUCAGGGAGCUACUCUCUCAGUACUCUGUCAGGGAGCUACCCUCUCAGUACUCUGUCAGGGAGCUACCCUCUCAGUACUCUGUCAGGGAGCUACCCUCUCAGUACUCUGUCAGGGAGCUACCCUCUCAGUACUCUGUCAGGGAGCUACCCUCUCAGUACUCUGUCAGGGAGCUACCCUCUCACUACUCUGUCAGGGAGCUACCCUCUCACUACUCUGUCAGGGAGCUACCCUCUCACUACUCUGUCAGGGAGCUACCCUCUCACUACUCUGUCAGGGAGCUACCCUCUCACUACUCUGGUCACGGUGUUCUCACUCUGAGGAAGCCCAGGUCGUUACUCUGCCUCACCUGUUUGAGGACCAAUCCCAUGACCUUUGACCUGUUGACCAACUUCCUGCCCCGGAGAGCAGAAGUUCCUAACCCAGGAUUUGAGAGGGAGAUGACGUGUCGGUCGUGGGGCCAGUAUAACUACGAGACGUUUGAUGGGCUGUACUAUCACCUUCCUGGGAGAUGUACCUACACUCUGCUGAGAGACUGUGAAGACACCAGCCAGGCCAGCAUUCUCAUACAGGUCCACAAUGACCCAGACUGCCGCUCGUCUCCCUACUCCUGCACGCGCUCAGUCAGUCUCUUCCUGCCCUGGGAAGGAGAGAUCAGGCUGCACAGGUCCAAAGUCACCUUCAAGGGACAGAGUGUUCAGCUGCCUCACCACAUCCAUGAAGUGGAGCUGGAGAGGAUCUCCCGCUAUGUCUUGGUGACCCAGCAACAUGGCUUCACCCUGGCCUGGGACGGACACAGUGGCUCUGUUUACAUCAAGCUGAGCCCAGAGUGGGUGGGCAGGACCUGCGGUCUGUGCGGCAACUUCAACGCAGACGUACAGGAUGACCUGAAGACCAGCUACGGUGUGGUGACGGAGGACCUGUCCAUGUUUGGGAACAGCUGGGUGGAGGAGGAGCUUCACCAGGUCAGGUGUCCCAUGGUGCCCUCCAUGUUCCCCUCGCCCUGCGCCUCACGUGACCCACACAUACUACUGAAAGUGGAGGAGGUGUGUGCAAUGCUUCUGGAGGAACCUUUUACAGGCUGUCAUGAGUUUGUCAGUCCUCUGUCUUACAUGGCUAGCUGCUCCAACGACCUCUGUCUGUCGGGUCCCAACGGUGAUGUGGUAUGCCAGGUGUUCACGGAGUAUGCCCGGGCCUGUGCCCACGCCGACCACCCACUGAAGGACUGGAGGACUCACAUACCACAGUGUGCGAUGCCGUGUCCUCCGGGUCUGCAGUAUAAGGAGUGCAUCACCUGCUGCCCUGUGUCCUGUAACGUGGACAGAAUGUGUAUCGACAACAAGCUGCAGUGUCUAGACGGAUGCUACUGCCCAGAUGACCUGAUCUAUGAGGAGGGAAGUUGUGUGAAGGCCUCAGACUGUCCCUGUGAAUACCACGGCAUGGUCUACCCCUCCGGACAGACCGUUCAGGAGGAGUGUAACAACUGCACGUGUGUGGGGGGCGUGUGGAACUGCACAGAGUACAGCUGCCCAGGAGAGUGCUCUGUGACUGGAGACAUGUACUUCCACUCGUUUGAUGGCAGGAUGUUCACCUUCCCAGCUUCCUGUCAGUAUGUCCUGUCUAAGAGUCGUAACUCAGGGAAGUUCACUGUCACCAUUCAGAACGCCCCGUGUGGACCCAAUUUGGACGGGGCUUGUAUCCAAUCAGUCAGCCUGGUCAUGGACGAAGACCCACGGACUGAGAUCACACUGACCCACCUAGGAGAGGUCUUCAUGGCAGGACAGUACCUCAUCUCUCUGCCCUAUUCAGAUGAGGUGUUCCACAUCCAGGAGCUGUCGUCCAUGUUCCUGCAGGUGCGUACUGCUCUGGGUCUGCAUCUGCAGUACAGCUGGAGGGAGUUCCGUCUCUACCUGCUGGUGGAUGACCUGUGGAAGGACGACACGGUGGGGCUCUGUGGAACCUUCAACGGAAACAUCCAGGACGACUUCCUGUCUCCAUCUGGUAUGAUAGAGAGCACCCCUCACCUGUUUGGCAACGCCUGGAGGGUAUCCUCUGCCUGUGUCCCCAGCCAGAGUGUUCCCCAGCUUGACCCAUGUGACACGCAUCAGCAAACAGCAUCCUACGCCUCUGAGAUGUGUGACAUCCUGAACCAGGAGUUGUUCUCAGCGUGUCAUGAGUACCUGAGUCCGGUGCCCUUUCACCAACAGUGUAAAGCAGACACCUGUAAGUGUGGCCAGCCCUGCCUCUGCUCUUCCCUGGCCCACUAUGCUAGACAGUGCAGGAAGUACUCCGUCAUCACAGAGUUCAGAGCCAGCGUACCUGACUGUGAGGUGACAUGCCCAGAUACCAUGGAGUACGGAACCUGUGUGUCGUCGUGCCAACGUCGUUGCUCCGCCCUGUCCAUGCAGCAGCGCUGUGGAGAGGAGUGUGAGGAGGGCUGUGUGUGUCCACACGGCACCUUCUACAGCACACACACACACACCUGUGUGCCCAGGAGCUCCUGUCCCUGUAGUUUCCUGGGGGCGGACUACGCUCCAGGCGAUGUGAUCAUGACAUCAGCAGGUGUACAGGUUUGCCAAGAUGGCAAGCUAGUUUCCCAAAGUCCUGCCAGUGACCAACAGUGUCCACUGGGUCAGAUGUACCUGGACUGUACUGAGGGGCUGGAGGGGCUGAAGGCUAUAGAUGGGAGCAGCCUGGGUAGAGGACUGGGCUGUGAACACACCUGUGAAUCCCACCUGCUCAACCUCACCUGUUCAGCUCAUGAACCGUGCAUCCCUGGCUGUGUCUGUCCCCCUGGGUUGCUGAAACAUGGUGAUGAGUGUUUUGAGCCUGAUGCCUGCCCCUGCAUCUGGAAGGGGAAAGAGUACUAUCCAGGAGAUAGAGUCACCUCCCCUUGUCAUCAAUGUGUCUGCCAGCACGGAACGUUCCAGUGUGUGUUCCAUCCGUGUCCGUCCAUGUGCACAGCCUAUGGGGACCGCCACUACAGGACAUUUGAUGGUCUACUGUUUGACUACGUUGGAGCGUGUAAAGUCUACCUAGUAAAGAGCAGUGCUGAUCUGAUGAUGAGUGUGACGGCUGAGAACGUGGACUGUUACGACAGCGGCGUCAUCUGCAGGAAAUCUCUACUCAUCAACAUUGGUAGAUCUUUCAUUGCGUUCGACGACGACGGUGGCAAACCAAACCCGUCCAGUGUGAUCGACUGGAGGCAGGAGGUGUUCAUAUGGAGCGCUGGGCUCUUCACCGUGGUCCACGUUCCCGAGGAGGACCUGACCGUGCUCUGGGAUCGCAAGACCACGGUCCACAUCCAGGCUGGACCACGCUGGCAGGGCAAGCUGAGCGGUCUGUGUGGGAACUUUGAUCUGAGGACGGUCAAUGAGAUGAGGACACCAGAGAACAUAGACUCUGCCACGCCUCAGGAGUUUGGCAACAGCUGGACGGCAGCUGAGUGUGUUAACAGCCCAGACAUCAGACACCCCUGCAGUCUGAACCCACUGAGGGAGCCGUUCUCCAAGAGGCUGUGUGGAGUCCUGCUCAGCGAGGUCUUCCUAGUCUGCCACCCGGUGGUGGAUGUGACAUGGUUCUAUAUGAACUGUCUGGCUGAUACGUGCGGCUGUAGUCGUGGUGGGGACUGUGACUGUUUCUGUACCAGCGUAGCAGCCUACGCCCACCGAUGCUGUCACCAGGGUGUCACCGUGGACUGGCGGUCCCCGUCGAUCUGCCCCUACGAUUGUGAAUACUACAACAAAGUUCUGGGUAAAGGCCCCUACAGGCUGGUGACCUACAGGGAGAGAGACACGGUGCUGGCAGCCAACAGGUCCAGUGGGACAGUGUUCCCUAAGAAAGGAGACACUAGUGCGGCUGGUUUCCUGUCCCUCUUCAUGAUGACCCCUGGGCUCAGCAGAGCACGUCCACAUGACACUUCCCUGGUGUCGUUCGAGGCGUCCGAUCGGCCCAACUACUUCCUGGCGGUGGACAGCAGCGGCCAUCUUACGCUGACCAAGUGGGAGGAGAGUGAAGCGUUCUGGGACGCGGCUACCUUCACGCUGCACCGUGACACCUGGAUCCAGGGUUAUGAUUCUCUGGAGGCUUUCGCCAGGCCGGGAUUCUUCCUCCACUACAUGCUGUCCUGGGUUCACCUCGUGAAGUACAAACACACUGACGGAUUCCGCAAAGCCACGCUCUUCAAACUGACAGGCCCUGGUCCAGACAGCCCUACGGGUCCUAAGUGCCAGUGGAGGUAUGAGUCGUGUGUCAGCCCCUGCUUCAGGACUUGCAGUGACCCCUCGGGGGAGGCAUGUGGUACCGUUCCAAAAGUGGAGGGAUGUCUGCCUCUGUGUCAUGGUCACAUGGUGCUGGAUGAGGUCACUCAGAGAUGUGUCCAUGUUGAAGACUGCAUUAAGCCACCAGUUGCUGUGCAGCCCAUUACUACUGUCAGCAGUGUUGAGUCAACACCUGCAGCUGUCACUCCUUCAGCCUCCACCACCACCACUACCAGCAGGCCGGCUAGCCCAGGCCUCUCCACGACACGCUCCACCCCGGGUCUCCCUGGGCCCCUCACCACCACCACUACCAGCAGGCCGGCUAGCCCAGGCCUCUCCACCGCACGCUCCACCCCGGGUCCCCCUGGGCCCCUCACCACCACCACUACCAGCAGGCCGGCUAGCCCAGGCCUCUCCACCGCACGCUCCACCCCGGGUCUCCCUGGGCCCCUCACCACCACCUCCAUCCAGCCUCCCUACACCACCACCCCUUCAGACACAGUCCCCACCACUGCAGCCACCACCACCAUUCCUAUUGUCUCAACUUCUGCUUUGGAUGCUCUGACCACCUCUGCUAAAGUACCGACCACAGUGACUGAUAAGGUGGUUCUGCUCAGCACCUCUUCGGCCGGUCCGACUCCAGAGGGAACCAGUGCAGCAGCAACACCCUCCCCUCCAUCCUGGGCCACCACAGUCAGACCUGAGGUGGUGGAGGUUGUAUCUACAGUGAAGACAUCUCCAUCCUUACCCUCCACUACAGAAGGCAGUACAGAGAGGACGACCAGGGCCCCCAGCUCCACACCUAGCCCCCUAGGCCCCAGCACAGAGAGGACCAGCCAGGUGCCCUUCUCUAUCACAGCUCUGUUCUGGCUCACGUCCUCAACCACCAGGCCCUCUCUACGCCCAGGGCCUACAGACACCACAUUCACCAGCCCCCCUCCAUCCACUACCAUGGGCCCCUGGAUAAGCUCCACCAUGGGGCCUACUCAGACCAGCACCCUGCCUGCAGUACCAGUCACCCCCACCAGUGUGACCACUAAGGCCACCACACGUCCAGGAGACACAGUGACUCCAGUCUCAACCACCUCUAGUCCACAGCCAACCACAGUCUCAGAGACACCCAGGGACACAGCUUGGACUACAACUAGGACUACAACCAGGUCUACAGCCAUGACUACAGCUUCUAUAACCACCCUUGGUGCACCCACAGAGACAAGCACAAAGCCUGUUGCUGUGGAGACAACCGAGCCAACAACAACCAAAGUCCUCCCUCCUGGUGUAUCGACUACAGCCGAUACCACAGUACCCUCUCUCUCACCGACCUCCACCGUUCACACCGUAACAACAACACCACCAGAACCCACUUCAAAACACAGCCCAGUAUCAGCCUCACCAGAAACCCCUUUCACUACUCUCAGAACUACGCCGCCCGCACGCCCGGAGACAACACCACCACUUGUUUUCACGGCAACCACAGAGAAGACCGUUCACGCCUCCCCUACAGAGCUGAGGACGUCCACAACUCCAGUUCCUGAUCUACCAACUACCACCGCUGUUCCCAUGCUGCCAACGACAACAACAAUAUCAACCGGUCUUACCUCAGAACAACCGGCGAGAGCACCGGUCUCAACGGCAACAACGGAACCCUUGGCAAAGACCCAUGUAACCAUGACACCGGCUGUAGUCACACCUGUGAUUGUCGUAGACACGGUAACAACGACAUCUCACCUGACAACAACAGCUACGGCCUACACUGAAAGGACCUCCUGGUCUGGCGCUGUUCCGACCACAGAGAGAACCACAGAACACACGACCACAACCGCAUACCCUUCCGAAGCUGUGGACUGGGGACUGACCACUACUACCGGUCCCCCGACCGUACGGACCACAACAACUCAACCCAUACCAACGGAAAUCUCCAGGACGACCACCAAACCUCCAGACCUUCUGGUAACGACCACAGAGUCCACCCAGACCACCUUCACCUCUCCUUCCAUCUCGACCACAACAGAAGCAGUGGUCCCAACCACAACCACAUCGCCUGUAUCACCGGUGUCACACACAGAGACCACCACGACCGUGCCAGGUCCACCAGUGACUGUAGGGACCGUAACGACCCAGCCUCCCACCACACUGAAGACCACGGAACCUUGGAGGCCCCCCCACAGCGAAACCUCCUCCUCUCCUUCUAGCCCUAUCUCUAGCACAGAGAGUGUGACCACACCUGAGGUCAGUACAGAAGUAGAGGUCUCUCCACACCAAGUCAUCUCCACUAACACCACUGAUGCUCUUCACCACGUUGCUACAGUGCCAGGCGUCACCACCACAACCUCAGUUACCAUGACGACCACUGCCAAAACCACCACAGCUCCGCCCGAGACUUCAACCGGCGCAUUUUCAACCUCCAGGACGGAGAGACCUCCUGCGACACCCGAAUCCCCGGCCGUGCCUGGUGUACCUGGGGAACCAGCAUUAUCUCUCACCACAACGGUCCCCAUGACAACUGUCCCACCUUUACCUGGUGUCCAUACAACCACCAUCACACCUGUACCUGGUGUCCCAGUGACCACUGUCCCACCUUUACCUGGUGUCCAUACGACCACCAUCACACCUGCACCUGGUGUCCCAGUGACCACUGUUCCACCUUUACCUGGUGUCCAUACGACCACCAUCACACCUGUACCUGGUGUCCAUACGACCACCAUCACACCUGUACCUGGUGUCCCAGUGACCACUGUCACACCUGUACCUGGUGUCCCAGUGACCACUGUUCCACCUUUACCUGGUGUCCAUACGACCACCAUCACACCUGUACCUGGUGUCCCAGUGACCACUGUCACACCUGUACCUGGUGUCCCAGUGACCACUGUCACACCUGUACCUGGUGUCCCAGUGACCACUGUUCCACCUUUACCUGGUGUCCAUACUACCACCAUCACACCUGUACCUGGUGUCCCAGUGACCACCAUCACACCUGUACCUGGUGUCCCAGUGACCACUGCCAUCAGACCAGUGACUAUCAGACCGCUAACAGAGACCACUAGCGUUCCUCCCGAUACAGGAAGGGUGGAAGUAUUGUCUACUACUUCCACAACAACUACACAAGAACCAACUUCUUCCUGGUCUGGUCCAGUAACCACAACCAGCUCCUCGUCCUCCACCACGUCAGUUCCCAGACCCACUAGCCACCCAGAGAGAGUCACUACCAGAGUGGUUUCUACUUCUAAAGUGGUCUCCAAGACCACCCGCAGACCAAUGACAACAACACGCAGGACGACAACAGGCAAGGUUCCCAUGACGACGUCCAGAAGUGCCACAACGGUGAGGUCCACCGCCAGACCGAGCACUGUUAGGGCAACUGUAGAUACAAGGACUCUGGGACUACCAGUGGUUCCGACAGCGACGACCAGACCUGGUCCUCCUACGGUCGCUCCUCCUAGCCUCGGCACAGCUACCAUCUCAGAGGUUGUUCCAACCACGACCGCUCGUCCCGCGACCAAACCAGUCACCAGAACCAGAACCACAGAAUAUGCAGCAGACGUUAGCAGCUCCGCCGCUCCGACCGGCACCGGCACGACCACAUCCACUUCUGUUCCUAGCCUGACCACGGUCACAGAAUCUACCGCCGUCCCCACAGGACCCACAGGAGCGACCGCAGAACCAUCCACAUCCAUCACUACUACACCAGAAGGAAUAGUACCAUCCAUCACUACUACACCAGAAGGAAUAGUACCAUCCACCACUAGAGAGACAGGGGUUACUCCAGCAUUCACAGAGAGCACAACCAGAAUGACUCCUUCGCCUGACCUGCUGACCUCUACAGAGGUCGCAGCCACUCCAGGGGUCACACUAGAUGUGACAGCAGAUCUCUCAGUCCCCUUGCCCCCCACGGCCACCCCAUCCUCCGCUACAGAGCCAGAGAGGGUGGACGGAGUAGACACCACUACACCAAAGACUCCAUCACCAUCACCUGUGUCGCCGUACACCACAUCAGAGACAACCACGUCACCAUCGGUACUAUCACCAUAUACCACGACAGAACGUGUUGGACCUACGGCAGAGGUUACUACAUCCAUGGCAGUGUCCUCAACUAGGAUGUGUACUCCUCCCUAUUCAGAGAUCAUAGAUGAGUGUACCAAGUUCCUCUGUGUGAGCGGCCAGCUGGUCCGAUUCAACAUGUCCCAGAACUGUCUGUAUAACUCCACCCCUCCUAACUGCGGCCUGCUCGGCUUCGCCAUCCUGGUCAACGGGGACAAGUGCUGCCCGCAGUGGGACUGCCCAUGUCGCUGCUCAGUGUUCCCCGACCUGAACGUGAUCACGUUUGAUGGUAACAGCGUGGCCAUCUACAAGGCUACCUCCUACAUUGUGACCCAGCUGCCCAGCGAGACUGUCAGCAUCGUGGUCCAGGAAUGCCCCGCUGACUCAGACACGCUGCUGUGGAAUUUCACCAACCUGUGUCUAGUGGUUUUGAACAUUACCCACAAGUCCAACCACCUGGUCAUCAACAGACUGCAGAGGAGGCUGUAUGUGAACUCGAGGUACGCCAAGCCGAGGUUCAAGAAGUUUGGCUUUGAGAUCCUGGACACCGGCAACAUGUAUCUGAUCCGGACACCAGCGGGCCUGAAGCUGCAGUGGUUCCACAGCACGGGCAUGUUGGUCAUCGAGACAGAGAGCUACAACAGCAAACUGCCCACCAUGGGCCUCUGUGGCUGCUGUGAUGGUAACCCGGCCAACGACCUGAUGCUGUCCAAUGGGACGACAGUCGGGGAGAGCGAGGACCCAGCGGUGUUCAUCGACAGCUGGCAGGUCCCCAACACCACUAGUUACAUCAGCCACAGCCGGCGCAGAGAAGUCAACUGUUCCACCAGCGACUGUUCCCAGUGUAUGACCAUGCUCCGAAACACCUCCUUCAGCCCCUGCCAUGCUUUUGUUCCUCCCAGUACGUUCUGUGAGGUGUGGGUUCGUGACGCGGAGUACGUCAACAACCCGUGUGUAGCGUUGGCUGCCUACGUGGCGUCUUGUCAUAAGUUCAACGUCUGCAUGGAGUGGAGGAGCUCAGACUACUGUCCCUUCAUGUGUCCAGACCAGCUGCGUUACCAGGCCUGUCUGCUGACCUGUACAGCCCAGUCCUGCUCCAACCAUGACUUUGACCACGACCCUGAGCAGUGUACAGGCCUGACAGAGGGAUGUGUCUGUCCUGAGGGCACUCUGCUCCAUCGACCCUACUCUGCCCUCUGCAUCCCCCCUGAGAAGUGUGCCUGUACGGACAGUUCCGGUGUACCCCGUGCUCCUGGCGAGGUGUGGAAGGCGUCUAAAGAUGGCUGCUGUAUGUAUCGCUGUGACAACGACAAUAUCGUUCCCGUGGAGUAUAACUGUUCCGCCGUGCCUCAGCCGCUCUGCCGCAGGGCCGGGGAAGUGGUCAUCAGUCUGGCAGACGACACCUCCUGCUGCCCACAGAAAGCCUGCGUUUGUAACCAGACCCUGUGUGACAUCUUCCCCCCGGAGUGUCAGUAUGGAGAGAAGCUGGUGUCUUACUUCAGAGAGGACUCCUGCUGUCCAGACUACGUCUGUGAGUGUGACCCAGAGCGCUGUGAGUCAGACAUCCCAGCCUGUAGAGAGGACCAGACCCGCAUCGCCACCAGGGCUGAUGGCAGCUGCUGCCUGGCACACAUCUGUAUGUGUGGUUCAUGUUUGGAGGUGGUUCCAAACUGCCAGGAUGGAGAGGUGUUGACAGUGGACGCCAACAGUACAGACCUCUGCUGUCCUGUCUACCACUGUGUGUGUGAGCCGUACCGGUGUGCUGAGUUGUCAUGUCCCUUGGGGAUGUCUGCUGUCACCGUGUCCCCUCCAGACCACUGCUGUCCCCUGCACACCUGCGAGUGUGCGUGUGACACACUGUCGAAGCCAAAAUGUCUUCUGGGAGAGACCAUGCAGGUGGACAGGGCUUUCCUAACAGACCCAACUAACCAGUGUUCCUGUAAGAGAUUUAACUGUGUGCGUGAGGCGGUGUGUGUGGACGGGGAGCGGGGUGUUAUGCGUCCGGGACAGACCCUCGUGGAUCACAGUGAGGAGGGGGUGUGUCUCACCACCCAGUGUAGCCACAGUCUGGAUCCCACCACGGGCUUCCACCACCUCCGCACCGCUGCCACCAACUGCUCUGCUCAGUGCCAACCGAACCAGAUAUACAUCCCUCCCAAAGACCAAACGAUGUGCUGUGGUGUCUGCAAGAACAUCUCCUGUCUCUACCACAAUGACAACGGUACUGCACUCCUCUACAAGCCUGGGAAGUCGUGGGUGUCAGACUGUAUGAAGUAUGACUGUACCGACACACUGUCAGGCCCUACCCUGGUGUCCUACUCAUUCAGCUGUCCACCCUUCAACCAGACAGAGUGUAUGAAGAUUGGUGGAACCAUUGUAAGUUACAUGGAUGGAUGCUGCAAGACAUGUAAAGAAGAUGGGAAGUCCUGUCAGAAGGUGACAGUAAGGAUGACGAUACGGAAGAACGACUGUCGCAGUAACAGACCGGUCAACAUAGUGUCAUGUGACGGGAAGUGUCCGUCGGCCAGUAUUUACAACUACAACAUCAACACGUACGCCAGGUUCUGUAAGUGCUGCCGUGAGAUGGGGCUGCAGAGGCGCUCCGUGCAGCUCUACUGCAGUGGCAACUCCACGUGGGUCAACUACUCUAUACAGGAACCCACCGACUGCUCCUGCCAGUGGUCUUAGUGGCCACAAAGAGACACACACAUGACCGUAUGAACACAAAUUACAUAUACACGCACACACACACACACUGCAGAGACACUACUAUUGUAUGUCAGAGGGACAAGAGAAGGUUGGGUAUACGUUGAGUGGGUUUGUGGCUUUGGGCAGUUGAAGGUGGGUAGGGAUGUGUAUGGUUGAGUGGGUUUGGGGCUUUGGGCAGUUGAAGGUGGGUAGGGAUGUGUAUGGUUGAGUGGGUUUGGGGCUUUGGGCAGUUGAAGGUGGGUAGGGAUGUGUAUGGUUGAGUGGGUUUGGGGCUUUGGGCAGUUGAAGGUGGGUAGGGAUGUGUAUGGUUGAGUGGGUUUGGGGCUUUGGGCAGUUGAAGGUGGGUAGGGAUGUGUAUGAACACAGCACAUGAUGGCGUCUAUACAGGCUGAGAGGAGGAGGAAGCUAUGAAUGGCUGUCAUCCUACCUAACCAAAAGGCAUCGUUACACUUCAUGUUGUUGUUUUUUGUUUCUCUUUAUUUAAACUCUGCAUUUCUAUCUCUGAGAGUCAGUCUAGAUGUCAGGUAACUUUGUGUAUCCAGAGCUGUAGGUUCAGUUUCGGUUGGAAAUGGUGUAUUUCACAGUUUGUUACUCUUCAUAUAUCUCAUUGGUAGCUCUUUCAGAGGCGUGGUCAAGUCCACAAAAAGCCACAACAAUUUGAAACAUAAUUUGAGUAUGUUUUCGUUGACAUUAAGAAUACACAGCUUUAGUACUGUAGCUAAAUUCAACUCCAAAGUGUAUUGUACUACACAUACACUACCAUUCAAACGUCUGGGGUCACUUUGAAAUGUCCUUGUACACAAUAACUACAACUAGCUGAUACACAAUAACUACAACUAGCUGAUACACAAUAACUAACUGAUACACAAUAACUACAACUAACUGAUACACAAUAACUACAACUAACUGAUACACAAUAACUACAACUAACUGAUACACAAUAACUACAACUAACUGAUACACAAUAACUACAACUAACUGAUACACAAUAACUACAACUAACUGAUACACAAUAACUACAACUAACUGAUACACAAUAACUACAACUAACUGAUACACAAUAACUACAACUAACUGAUACACAAUAACUACAACUAACUGAUACACUACAACUACAACUAACUGAUACACUACAACUACAACUAACUGAUACACUACAACUACAACUAACUGAUACACUACAACUACAACUAACUGAUACACUACAACUACAACUAACUGAUACACUACAACUACAACUAACUGAUACACAACAACUACAACUAACUGAUACACAAUAACUACAACUAACUGAUACACAAUAACUACAACUAACUGAUACACAACAACUACAACUAACUGAUACACAACAACUAACUGAUACACAACAACUAACUGAUACACUACAACUACAACUAACUGAUACACUACAACUACAACUAACUGAUACACUACAACUACAACUAACUGAUACACAAUAACUACAACUAGCUGAUACACAAUAACUACAACUAGCUGAUACACAAUAACUACAACUAACUGAUAUGCAAAAUGGUGAAACUGUGUAGCAAAAAUAAGCAAACGUGUGCAGCCCCGCAAGUAUGUGGUAUCCAUUUUGUGUAUCGAACUGUGGCCUUGUGGGGCGUACAUACCUAGUGUAGGAAUUAGAUCUGACUCGAAGCCAGCCCCACUCUAUAUGUAGGUAAAACGUGAGAGUAUUUAGUCCAACAUUAACACUGAAUUCAGACAUCAAAUUGUGCCUCAUUUUGUACAUAAAUACAUUCCCUGUCUUUGUGCCUUUUGUGGAAGUAAAUAUUUUUACAUUUAAAAAAAUAUAUAUAUAUUUAGAUGUAAUACUUUUAGAGAGUUUUAACACUUCAAUCUGCUGUAUAUCAAGUGAUAUUAAAUAUGCUUAAUGUAACCAUACUAGAGGUGUUGCUGAAUAAUUACGAAUCAAGCUGUAUGUCGAGCACUUUAUUUAUUUUCUGUUCAACUUAGCACAGCGUUCAUUAUUUUGGUAUUGGUGAUUUUUGUCAACACAGUUUUGUCAAGCAUUUGGUCCUGAUAUAUUUAAUCGACACUAGCACAAGCCAAAACUGGUUUGGUUGCAGACCAGAAGUUAUUAUUUUUUUUAACAACUUUAAUUUGUGGACAUUUUUUGAAAUUGAGAAUGUUAGGGGGGAAAACAAUGUAAAUGGAUUUUUACUGAGAGGUUGAAAGAAUCGCUUUUUUGAAAUCACUUUGUUUAUAAUACAGUAACUUGGUUGACAAUAAGGUCUCCCGUUUUUACAUCUUCAAAAUGUGUUUUUUUGUCACUUGAUCGUAUACAUAUUUUUAACAAAUAAAUAUUCACAGCAUAAUACAAAUUUUGUGAAAUGUGUGGUGUCAAUAAUAAGAGUUGUGAUUGCUUAUGCUUAACGUGUUUUCAAUAAGUUAAGUUCAUUGUAAAGCUAAUUGUUGAAUUGUGUUAUUAUUGGGGAUAUGAAACAACGCCCACAGGUUAGUGUAGUGAAACUGAACGUGUACCAUACUAAAUGUACAUUUGAAUUUUCAAUAAAUAUUUCCUUAGAAAA
This is a messenger RNA of Salvelinus fontinalis (brook trout), 15617 nucleotides long. RefSeq names its product otogelin-like. NCBI's taxonomy places the organism in Eukaryota, Metazoa, Chordata, Actinopteri, Salmoniformes, Salmonidae. Gene Ontology annotation, molecular function: alpha-L-arabinofuranosidase activity; protein binding. Bases 1 to 13044 code for a protein of 4347 amino acids. Gene Ontology annotation, biological process: L-arabinose metabolic process. The transcript has 55 exons. Gene Ontology annotation, cellular component: extracellular matrix. The record is from RefSeq and is a predicted model, not a curated record.